Messenger RNA from Grus americana (Whooping crane), 3988 nucleotides. It is a transcript of the gene CAT, whose product is annotated as catalase. The coding region runs from base 234 to 1820 and encodes 528 amino acids. Gene Ontology annotation, biological process: response to hydrogen peroxide; hydrogen peroxide catabolic process. Gene Ontology annotation, molecular function: catalase activity; heme binding. Gene Ontology annotation, cellular component: peroxisome; cytoplasm; mitochondrion. Lineage: Eukaryota; Metazoa; Chordata; Aves; Gruiformes; Gruidae. The transcript has 13 exons. The record is from RefSeq and is a predicted model, not a curated record.
GGGCUAUUGGCCGAGGAGGUAGCGGGGGGGUGGGCGCAGCGCUGGCGUAGAAGCCUUAGGUGCAGUAGCUCCCGCUACCUGCUGGUGCUGCGGGGUGCGGCGGUGUUUCCCCGUGGGGUGACCUCUCCGGUGUUGUCUCCUCGGUGGUAGCGAGCAUAGUCCUGCCGGGCUGCUCUGCGCUUGCUUCUCUUCGUACCGCUCUUCUUGCCUUGGGGGUCGCCUCAGCUUGCAAAAUGGCUGACAACCGGGACGACGCCUCGGACCAGCUGAAGCAAUGGAAGAGCCAGCGGGGCUCGCAGAAACCAGAUGUCUUGACUACCGGUGCGGGGAACCCAAUAGGGGAUAAGCUUAAUAUUCUGACAGUAGGGCCACGUGGACCUCUUCUUGUUCAAGAUGUUGUUUUCACUGAUGAGAUGGCUCAUUUUGACAGAGAGAGGAUUCCUGAGAGAGUUGUGCAUGCAAAAGGAGCAGGAGCCUUUGGCUAUUUUGAAGUCACACAUGAUAUUACCAAGUAUUGUAAGGCAAAAGUGUUUGAACACAUUGGAAAAAGAACUCCAAUUGCUAUACGAUUCUCCACUGUUGCUGGAGAAUCUGGGUCAGCUGAUACAGUUCGUGACCCUCGAGGCUUUGCAAUGAAAUUCUAUACAGAAGAGGGUAAUUGGGAUCUUGUGGGAAAUAAUACUCCUAUCUUCUUUAUUCGGGAUGCAAUGUUGUUUCCAUCCUUCAUCCAUAGCCAAAAGAGGAACCCUCAGACUCAUUUGAAGGAUCCAGACAUGAUGUGGGACUUUUGGAGUCUUCGCCCUGAGUCUUUGCAUCAGGUGUCUUUCUUGUUCAGUGAUCGUGGUAUUCCUGAUGGCUAUCGCCAUAUGAAUGGAUAUGGAUCGCAUACUUUUAAACUGGUUAAUGCUAGUGGAAGAGCAGUCUAUUGCAAAUUCCAUGUGAAGACUGACCAGGGCAUCAAAAAUCUUUCUGUUGAAGAAGCAGGAAGAUUGGCUUCUACUGAUCCUGAUUAUGGAAUACGUGAUCUCUACAAUGCCAUUGCCAAGGGGGACUAUCCAUCAUGGUCUUUCUACAUUCAAGUUAUGACAUUUGAAGAAGCAGAGAAGUUUCCAUUUAAUCCUUUUGAUUUAACUAAGAUUUGGCCACAUGGUGACUACCCUCUCAUCCCUGUGGGAAAGCUUGUCUUGAACAGGAAUCCUGUCAAUUACUUUGCAGAGGUAGAACAGAUGGCAUAUGAUCCUAGCAACAUGCCGCCUGGUAUUGAACCUAGCCCUGAUAAAAUGCUGCAGGGUCGUCUCUUCUCAUAUCCUGACACUCAUAGACACCGUCUGGGACCUAACUAUCUACAAAUUCCUGUGAAUUGCCCCUUCAGAACUCGUGUGGCCAAUUACCAGAGGGAUGGACCAAUGUGCGUUUCUGACAACCAAGGUGGUGCCCCAAACUAUUAUCCAAAUAGUUUUACUGGUCCAGAAGAUCAGCCCAUGGUAAAGGAGAGCCGCAUGUCUGUUUCGGGAGAUGUGCAGCGCUUCAAUAGUGCAAAUGAAGAUAAUGUGACUCAGGUGCGAGAAUUCUAUACCAAAGUGCUGAAGGAGGAUGAACGCCAAAGGCUGUGUAAAAAUAUUGCUGAUCAUCUUAAAGAUGCCCAACUCUUCAUUCAGAAGAGAGCUGUGAAAAACUUCACUGAUGUUCAUCCUGACUAUGGUGCCCGUAUUCAGGUUUUGCUGGACAAAUACAAUGCUGAAAGUGGGAAAAAGGAUGUAAUUAGGACAUAUACACAGUCCACAUCUCGUGUGUCUGCCAAAGAAAGAUCCAACUUGUAAAGCGUGCUGCAGAGGUUUACUCUAGGAAUUUUCCGUCCUUAUAACUGCAGGACAACUUGUUGAAGAUGUUAAUGAAUGUAGCAGACUUCCGCACAAAUACACAAGUGUUCUACAGGCUUGGUUUAGUAAGAUUUCAAGUGCCUGUAUCUGUAUGGGAAGCUAGGUAACACAAGCUAACAAUCCUAGUGCCUUUCAAUGCUAGUGCUUUACUGCUUGUUAACAACAUAUGGUGUUUUUAAGGAAAUACAUGAUGAAAAAUUGUCUUCAUUUCUAGAAGCAAACAGAAGCUUAAUCAAAAUACCAUUUGAUUUUUUUUUAUUGUAAAACUUUCCUGGCUAAAUCACACACUAGAACUUCUGUAAUGAUACUGUGAUUAUCCUUAUGGAUAAACUUGUUCGCGUUAGAAAUACUGUGCAACAUCAUCUUUUUAAUAAAAUAGUUAUCUGUAUGUAUUUAUAAACACUUCCUUUUGAAUUUCACUUUUGGCCUUCCAGAAGUAAAAUGAUAUGCAGUAGUUAGGGUAAAAUGUUGGUUGUGUCUUAUUCCUUAGAUUGAAAUGAACUAGAAAGCUUAAUCUCAAUACAAGUAAAUCUUAUUCCCAAUAUAUAUUUUAAGAUAAUCUUUGCUUAAUAAUGCUAGGUUGGAUAUAACUGGCCUAAGGGAGAUUGGAAAGAAUAUUUUUACAACUCAAUUGAUGACGUCUUACAUUUCUUGGGGGGGGCGGGAAUUGUUCUUUUAUAAUCUGUAAGAAUAUAAAUAGAAAAAUACUAAUUUUCCAAGUGUCUGAGAAAUUAACCUCCAAAUGCGUGAAUAUUUCUAUCUUUGCCAAAUUCAAGCUCAAGCACUUUCAAAAUUAUUCCUAGUGGCUCCUGAAAUUUGUGUUAUUUUACUGCCAUAAUCUGAUAUUGCUAGCUAUUGAUCAAGCCAGAGCUAGUUUUCAGAGUUACACUUCAAUUAAAGUAGGAUGUUUGUGUGAUUGUUGGUAUAUAUAGCUAGAUAUAUGUAUAAAACCUGAUUUUAGGGGUGUUGUAAUGUUGCCUCGUAUUUGCAAUUUAGUUAAUCAGUGCAAAAGAUUUUUUUGAACCCUUUGGAUUGAAAAGUGUUCCCUAUUAUUAUUCCUUACAUCCAAAGGAGUUUCUUUAGCUUAGUAACACUUUAUUGCCUUCAGUCUUGGAGUAUAAUCUUUAAUCAGGUCUUACUAAUUGGCACAUAAUGGAAGUGUUUAUAUUUGAGAACUUAGAGCAAUAGUUAAAUGAUAAUUAUGGAAUUUCUGGACUUACCUUGGUUAAACAUGAGUAGUGGUCACCUAAGAAAGCACAUUGUCAGCAUCUGAAUGCCUUGCUAUGCAAGCACACAACAGAACCAAGGAGUUUUCAAUAAAAAUCGGUCGUAUCUGUUACAUGUUGAAGUUUAGUCCUGACAGACCAAAGGAGUUUCAAAAGUGUGCUGAGUAGGAUCAGGCAAUUCAUCUUGACAAGGUUUAAUAACUACUCUGCCUGUUACUACUUCCUCUUCCCUUGCCAAAGAGAAAGAUCGGUGUAUAAGUGUAAUUAGUCCAGAUCCUAGCUGUGCAGCAUUACCCCUUGUUGGAAAUAUUUGCUUUCCUGUGGAUCCUGCCUCAUUAGCAUUGGGAUUGGAAAAAAGCAUGAAUGAUGAUACAGAGGAUUUCAGAAUUAAACAAAUUUUAAAUCAUAGCAGGUUUUUUGUUUUCAAUAUUUGGUGCAUUUGUGGGUUUGUCUUGAAUUGUAUUUUGAAUAGGAGUAUUGCCUGAUUUGGCAUUGAGGUGUGAAUUGUCAUUCCAAGAAGUGAUGGCAGAUAAAGAAGAGUAGAUACUAAGUGUUGUUCCAUUAAAUUGUAGAAAGCUACUUCUUCAACUCAUUUAUCUACUAACCUAUUGUGAAAAAUUAGCUGUGAUACAGGUGCAGUAAAGUAACAUGAACUGAUAGCCUGCUCUAUUCUGGUAUCUAAUUGGAUUUUUAGCUGGUCAGGCAGGUGGGAGCUGAAAGAGCUGCAUGAGUGGGUGGAAAUAUUUCUUGCUGGUACAUAGAAUCCUAAUGAGCUUUGGAAAAGAAUAAGUAAGGCUUAAUCUUUAAUUUUGGUGGUGUCUGCUAAAUGAAUUGUAUUGUCUUCCUCUUUUUAUUUCUGAAAUAAAAUGGAAUUUAAAAAUC